This is a messenger RNA of Nicotiana tabacum (common tobacco), 368 nucleotides long. The record is from RefSeq and is a predicted model, not a curated record. NCBI's taxonomy places the organism in Eukaryota, Viridiplantae, Streptophyta, Magnoliopsida, Solanales, Solanaceae.
GUGGAGCAUCGUAAUUACAAAAUCGUGUACAGGCGGUAUGCGUCACUCUUUUUCCUGGUCGGAGUUGAUAAUGAAGAAUUUGCUUGCGAGCUGGAUAUAAUGUUUCAUCUUGAAAAAGCACACUUCAUGCUGGAGGAGAUGGUAAUGAAUGGGUGUGUUGUUGAGACAAGCAAGGCAAACAUUCUGGCUCCAAUUCAGCUAAUGGAAAAGGCAUCAUAAGUAAUAUACUCUGAUGUAUGGAAUUCCUAAUAAACCGAUUUGCUUGUGUAGUGUUUAUGUUUUGGAUUUGUGCUGGUAAAACCAUCCUUAGUUUUGUUGUGGCAAAUGCUAAAAUUAUGAGAGGGUACAGUUCUUUGAUUGUUUAGUCA